UCUGAUGAGACUGCUGUGUACGAAAUGUAGCGGAGGUGGUGGAGAUGAGAGACUUCAGUGUGCAGACACCUCGAUGACUUAGAUAGGAAUGUGUAAUGGAGGUGGAAUCAGUAAUAUACUCUUUCAGUUGACUGAAUAAGUAAAAUGUUUGUUACGCUUUUGUACUAUUUUCAAUCUAAAGGGAAAAGUUUAGGGAAAAAUCUUCAGUCGCUUUCUUGAAGACUAAGCUAGAAGUUUGAAAAUGAAAUUAGCAGCUUAGCAAAAACACAGAAAGCAGGGGAACAGCCUCUGUCCUAAGACAACAAAAUCAGAUUACUGGCAUUUCUGAAGCUGAUUAAUAAGAACAGAGUGUUUCUUUGGUUUAAAAAGUGCCAAAAAUGAAGUACAAACAAACAAAAAGAAUGCAGUUUUGUGUUGAACUCCUGUGUCAGAAUGCGUAAUUCCCUGCUCGUUGCCUAGCAGUCGCCCAGUGCUAUAAAAAUAACCAUUUAGUUAACUAGACUGUAGGUAAAUCUGUAUUUCCUUCCUUUAACCUGAAGCUAGAAGUGCAGUUGAAACUAUAUUUUUAGACUUGCUAGACCUCAACUUACAAGUAGGUGAAAUCUUGAGCCCUUUUCAGUGUGUCCUAAAUGUCACAUUACUUGUGUUUAAAGGUAGAAGUUUUAAGUCAUGAAUGUAUCCUAUGUAUGUAUCUAAUAUAGCUGUUUUUUAUUGUUGUGCACAACAGACUUUGCAAGCAAAUGUCUCCAUUUCAGUUCUGCUACAGGGAGUUCCUUUAGUUGUGGUUUAAGGGCUUUUGGGAGAAUGACUAUUAAAAACUAUUAGUCAAAAUGCCAAUAAUCAUAUUAGAAUCUGCUUUUCAGAGAAGCGUCACCUUUUUAAUCAAGAAUCCACAGAAGAGUAAUCCUCUACAGUACAUUUUCAUCAUCCUGGACACUUUGUAAGUCAAAUAAAAAAUAUUAACUGUUAUGUAGCUGCUACAUUUCUGACUAUUUUGUGACCCUGGCUAAGCCCCCAAACUUAUGAUAGUUUCACUACGUGUCCUUCCACCACGUAGCUCCCCUCACUUCUCCCAUUUUCACACGUACAAUAUAUCAAUCUAUAUUUAAAGGUAAAUGUCAGAACACAGGAAAUGCUCAGAUCCCCUCCUAUAGAGGCGACCUGCUUCUAAAAUACAUCUAUCACUUCCCAGCUCUUCACUGUGCGAGUCUGUGUUUGUGCCUUAAGGCUUCUGGCCGAGCCAUCUGACUGCUGGUUUAUCUGCUCCGACACACACCCUCUCACUGGGAAAGUGUCACUCCUCCCCCUCCUCCACCUCCUCAUUCCUGCUGACUCCCUGCUCACUCUCCUCUCUCGCCUCCUCGUCUCACCCAUCUCUGUAGCUCCUAGUCAUGGAGGAGACAACAGUCACACACCAACCUCGGCUUUCAGCCACCGAGGCCUCAGCAUCAGCAUUUCAAGAGGAGGAAGUGGAGGGCUUCACCACAGGAAGUGAAGAUAACCGAAGUUUAAAUGAAGUUUCUACAGUGAUGGACCCGGUGCUCACACAGCCCGGCCUUGGCGUCACCACGACAACCAUCACCACCAUCACACAGACAGGAGGAGACUGGAGCACCGGCCUGUUUGAUGUCUGCGGAGACAAGACGACAUGUCUUCUCGGGGCUCUGGUGCCUUGCUGUUUAGACCUGAGUUUAGCACAUCAGUAUGGGGAGUGUCUGUGCAUGCCUCUGCUACCGGGAUCCACUUUUGCCAUGCGAGUUGGGAUCAGGGAGCGUUACAAGAUACGGGGAAGUGUGUGUGAGGACUGGACCACAGUGUAUUGCUGUUACCCUCUGGCUGUGUGUCAGAUGAUAAGAGAGAUGAAGAGGAGGAUGAAGACUCAGACCUAUCAUGUGUCUACUGCACUCGAAUGCUCCUGAAGAAACUGUAGACAGUGAAAUGAAGCUCUUUAACAAUACAACAGAUAUUGAUGGGGGGACCAGCAGAGAUUACUGGUAUGAACUUGCAUCAAGAAUCAAUACUAUAAGGUAUUAUCCUGAGGAUCCCCUAGACAAUAAAUGAAGCCUGACCUACAGCAGUAACAAAAAAAAAGACUGAAAAGGACAAACUGUUUUAUUGCAUAAACAAGGAGUAAAAUUACAGCUGCAAGGUUUGAACAAUGGAAAACAACCUUUAAACUGCUGCAGGACAACAGUUUUGAGAGAAUGUCUUGAAUAAACAUGGCAACAGAGACCAAAACGUACCAGCUACAUUUGAUUUAGCAGUAAAUGUCUGGUACACCGAUGUUCAAAACUCCCUUAGUUUUGUUUCAUUAAAAAUACAUUGCCUGGUCAAAAAAAAAUUAAAAAAUUCACCACCUGGAUUUAACUAUGCAAAUAGGUAAGAGCCUUCCAAUGGUUAAUUACUGCAGUGAUGAAUACGUUUCAGCUGGGAACAACUUAUUUAACUCUAGCUGAUGCAGUGAGUAGCUUCUCAUUUCUUAAACAACCAUGUUGGAGGACAUAUCCUGUGGUCAUGGAAAGGAUGUUAAUCUGUCUCAGAAGGGUCAAGUUACUGUCUGAAACUACUAAAAUCAGGUGAAGAACCGUCCAAUGCAUUAUUAAAACCUGAAAGAUAGUGGUGAACCAUCAUCUUCAAGGAACAAAUGUGGUCGGUCAUGUGAUCUGAUGAGUCCAUAUUUACCCUGUUCCAAAGUGAUGGGGGCAUCAGGGUAAGAAGAGAGGCAGAUGAAGUGAUGCACUCAUCAUGUCUAGUGUCUACCAGCCUGUGGGGGUUAGGGUUAUGAUCUGGGGUUGGUCAGGUUCAGCAACGUUAUGUUCCCAAAGAAUGAGGUCAGCUGACUACCUGAAUAUACUGAAUGACCAGGUCUUUCUAUCAGUAGAACUUUUCUUCCCUGAUGGCGUGGACAUGUUCCAAGGUGACGAUGUCAGUAUUCAUGGGACUCACAUUCAGAAUGAGUAGUUCAGGGAGCAUGAGACAUCAUUUUCGCACAUGGAUUGACCUCAACAGAGUCCACACCUCAGCCCCAUAAACCCUUUGAUGCACAACAUGGGUCAAAACACGCCCAUAUUCCACUGAAUAUGGGUGACUUUUGACCCAUGUUGUGCAUCAAAGGGUUAAGAAUCUUUGGGAUGUGCUGGAGGAGACUUUGUACAGUGGUUCGACUCUCCCAUCAUCAAUAUAAGAUCUUGGUGAAAAAUUUGUGCAUCUCUGGACAGAAAUAAACGCUGUGACAUUCCAGAAACUUAUCGAAAUGAUGCUGCAGUGAAUGAGUGCCAUACUCAAAGCUAAAGGCAAAAUAUUAGAGAGUGUGACUUUUUAUUUUGGCUGGGCAGUGUAUCUUUACAGGCAUUCACUUAUGUUAACUCAAAGAACACCAACUACUUAAGAAACCAAAUGACUUGCCGGGUCAAAAUGAAGCAGUGCGGAUAUUUCCUGUGCUCCUUCUAGGUUCACUUGGAUUUAGUUUCACAUGUGACAUUAGGAUGAGAUUUAUAGAUAUCAUCCCUAAUGAUAAGGCCGUGUGCUCAUUGCUUAAUCUGCGUCUCAAGGUCUAGAAAGCAUUAUGUUUUCCCACUUCAUCUUUCCUUAAUGUCUGAGGGGGACUGAGUGCAUUAAUGCGUCUGGUGACCUUUGGCAUGCCAGACAGAAUUUGAGGGCUUGAGCCGCACAAAUCAUACACAAGAUUUCACACUUACUUUACAUCACUUUCUAUCAAAAAUCACCCCUAUGAUGUGAUGUCAGUGAGCUGCAUGGAACAUCCAGAGCACAGGGAGACAUUGCUUUUGAAAAGGACGUGUUGCCUUGGAGUUGUCAUUGUUUUGAGCAAUUUCAUGUUGUGGUCAGAGAAAUCGACUGAGGCUGUUUCUGAGGCUGGCAUUUCAAAUAUGUUGGGGCUAAAUUUGACAGUGUAGUAAAGACAGGCUGAUCUUUCACAUGUGGAAAUCUGACGAAAACAACAUGCCUCAAUGAAUCGGACUGUUCAGAAAUGUUCAACAUGUAUCAAAUUAUUUUUAAUGAAUGUAAAGAUAACUGUGCCUUGAUUAAGACUACCAAAUUAGGUGACAGUUUAAGUGAGCAUAAUUGUUUUUGAGAGUUUUAAUUUAGAAAGUAUGCAAUGGAACAAGUGUGCAAGUCUAUUCAGCAUGCAGAACCACCUACCUGAUCCGCAGCAUACAGGCCGCAGUGAUUACAGUCAACAGUUCAAGUACAGUUUGGUGAUAAUAAAACCUAUUUCCAUA
Molecule: messenger RNA, 4241 nt
Organism: Amphiprion ocellaris (clown anemonefish)
Lineage: Eukaryota; Metazoa; Chordata; Actinopteri; Pomacentridae
Gene: plac8l1
Product: PLAC8 like 1
Exons: 5
Coding region: 1392-1919 (175 amino acids)
Source: RefSeq, a predicted model, not a curated record